Orbilia oligospora ATCC 24927 is the source of this 651-nucleotide messenger RNA. RefSeq lists its product as uncharacterized. NCBI's taxonomy places the organism in Eukaryota, Fungi, Ascomycota, Orbiliomycetes, Orbiliales, Orbiliaceae. The transcript has 4 exons. Bases 1 to 651 code for a protein of 216 amino acids. The record is from RefSeq and is a predicted model, not a curated record. Gene Ontology annotation, cellular component: cytoplasm; membrane.
AUGCCUGUCAAAGGAAAGACCCCCGGACAGACGUACAUUCAGUCGUACCUGUCGUUGCUCCAGACGAACCCUCUUCAGACGAAGAUGGUAACGUCUGGUACCCUGUCUGCUCUUCAGGAACUUCUUGCAUCGCUCAUUGCUGGCGACAAGAAGCAUGGCAGCUAUUUGACCCCACGUGUGCCGAUGAUGGCCAUCUACGGCGCCUUCAUCUCGGCCCCACUCGGUCACUUGCUCAUCAAUGUUCUUCAGCGCGCUUUCCGAAAUCGCUCUUCCACCCGUGCCAAGAUCCUCCAAAUUUUGGUCAGCAACUUCAUUGUUGCUCCAAUCCAGAAUGUUGUCUAUCUUGCCAGCAUGGCCAUCAUUGCCGGUGCUAGGAAGAAGGAGAAUGUCAAGGCUAUGGUCAGGACGGGUUUCUUCCCCGUCAUGAAGGUCAGCUGGAUUACCAGCCCGUUGGCUUUGGCCUUCGCCCAGAAGUUCUUGCCUGAGCACGCUUGGGUUCCAUUCUUCAACCUCAUCGGUUUCAUUAUUGGAACCUAUGUUAAUGCUCUCACCAAGAAGAAAAGGAUGGCCGCUCUCGAGAAGAAGAAGAACUCACAAUAUGGUAAGGAGCACCACAAGGACUCCUACUACUCCAAGAGUGACUACCGUUGA